UCUUGGUUUGAGGGUUACAUUAUUAUGCAUGGAUUGAUUAGUGUUUCUUGUAGUUCAGUUUCUUAGAAACACCAUAGCAAUAUAAAAAGAGAGAAUGAGUAUUGUUAAAGUUAUUAUUUUGGUGGUUUUAUAUCACCAGUUUAUAUGUAAAGUACUUGGCUCCCCUGUAAAUAAUGGCUUGGACUCUUCCUGGAAUCUAAGCAAAGAUGACAAUCUGGCUAACAACCACCAUAACUUGGAUAAGGACUCCUCAUCUAAUCCUGCACGCACAAACUUCAGCCAAGAUGCCACAGAGGAAACUGGUCCUGUGAAUGCCAACUUCAGCCAAGAUGCUACUGAGGAAUCUGGUUCUGCAAACGGCAACUUCAGCCAAGACGCUACUGAAGAAACUGGUCCUGUGAAUGCCAACUUCAGCCAAGAUGCUACUGAGGAAUCUGGUCCUGUGAAUGCCAACUUCAGCCAGGAUGCUACUGAGGAGUCUGGUUCUGCAAGCGGUAACUUCAGCCAGGAUGCUACUGAGGAGUCUGGUUCUGCAAGCGGCAACUUCAGCCAGGAUGCUACUGAGGAAUCUGGUCCUGCAAGUGGCAACUUCAGCCAGGAUGCUACUGAAGAAUCUGGUCCUGUGAAUGCCAACUUCAGCCAGGAUGCUACUGAGGAGUCUGGUUCUGCAAGCGGCAACUUCAGCCAAGAUGCUACUGGGGAGUCUGGUUCUGCAAGCGGCAACUUCAGCCAAGAUGCUACUGAGGAGUCUGGUCCUGCCAAUGGAAACUUCAGCCAGGAUGCUACUGAGGAAUCUGGUUCUGCAAGCGGCAACUUCAGCCAGGAUGCUACUGAGGAGUCUGGUUCUGCAAGUGGCAACUUCAGCCAGGAUGCUACUGAAGAAUCUGGUCCUGUGAAUGCCAACUUCAGCCAAGAUGCUACUGAGGAGUCUGGUUCUGCAAGCGGCAACUUCAGCCAGGAUGCUACUGAAGAAUCUGGUCCUGUGAAUGCCAACUUCAGCCAAGAUGCUACUGAGGAGUCUGGUUCUGCAGCAACUUCAGCCAGGAUGCUACUGAAGAAUCUGGUCCUGUGAAUGCCAACUUCAGCCAGGAUGCUACUGAGGAGUCUGGUUCUGCAAGCGGCAACUUCAGCCAGGAUGCUACUGAAGAAUCUGGUCCUGUGAAUGCCAA
Molecule: messenger RNA, 1169 nt
Organism: Labeo rohita (rohu)
Lineage: Eukaryota; Metazoa; Chordata; Actinopteri; Cypriniformes; Cyprinidae
Product: secreted protein C-like
Exons: 3
Coding region: 95-1072 (325 amino acids)
Source: RefSeq, a predicted model, not a curated record